AUGCCUUAUGGAACGAUUUUGGAACCAAUCAGACAACGUCGUGUCAAGAGUGAAUAUAAACCGUGGCUGACAAAUGAAAUUAAGCAAAUGAGCUAUCGUAGGGAUUACCUUAAAAAGCAAUCGAUUAAAUUAAGAUCUGCGUAUUAUGAUAACAAGAGAUGUAAAAACAAGUUAAAUAAUCUCAUAAAAGAAACUAAACAAGAAUACUUUAGAGAUAAACUAAGCAAUGCUAAAAAUAGCAAAGAAAGUUGGCGAACUAUUAACGAAUUAUUAAACAAAAAGCCUGAAACUUCAGAGGUUAAAGAACUAGAUAUAAAUGGCCAACUUAUUACUGACGAUGAUAAAAUUGCAGAUGCCUUCAAUCAAUAUUUUUCCACAAUUGGCAGUACGUUGUCUGACAAGAUCACAGGUAACUGCACUGAUCCAAUGAACUUUGUGACUCCUCUUGAUGGUAGUAUAUUCAACUUUACAAGCAUUACACUCCAAGAAACAAUAGAUGCACUCAAUGAAAUUAAAACUAAGAAAUCUCCAGGGCUUGAUGGUAUUAGUAUAAGGUUACUAAAAGACGCAUCUAACAUUGUGGCAGGACCACUAGUGAACAUAUUCAAUGUAUCCCUUCAAAGAGCAAUUUUCCCCAAUGAUUGGAAAUUAGCAAAGGUGACCCCCAUAUUUAAAGAAGGAAAUAAGGCAGACUGUGAAAAUUAUAGGCCAAUAUCUGUUAUUUCAGCUGUAGCUAAACUUUUCGAAAAACUGGUAUACCUGCAGCUAAGUUCAUUCUUGAGGUUGAAUGGCAUUCUUGUGGAACAGCAGUCUGGCUUCUGUCAUCAACAUUCUACUGAAACUGCACUGCUUAGUUCUACAAAUGAAUGGUUGUUCAAUAUGGACAGAGGUUUACUUAGCGGAGUUUUAUUUCUAGACCUUAAACAAGCUUUUGAUACUGUCGACCAUCAUAUUCUUUUAUCAAAGCUUGAAUUAUAUGGUAUUAAAGGAACUAGCCUGAAAUGGUUCGAAUCAUACGUUUCUGGUCGAAGCCAAAUAUGCUCUGUGAAUAGCAAGAUGUCAGCUGUUAGACAAAUAAAUGCGGGAUACCUCAGGGCUCUAACCUUGGGCCUAUUUUAUUCCUAUUGUACAUAAAUGAUCUUCCUAACUGUUUAGAGACAACUAAAGCAAAUCUUUUUGCUGAUGACACAAGCCUUUCUUGGGAAGGGUUUAGUCCAUAUGAAAUUGAGAUCAAACUUAAUAAAGACAUUGAAAAUGUUCAUAGGUGGUUGACAGCUAACAAGCUCUCAUUAAAUAUGAAAAAGAGUGAAUUUAUGAUAAUAGGAUCAAGACGUCGCUUAGCUUCAAUUGAAAAUAGCCCAGUACUAACAUUAGGGGGAAACAACAUUAAGCGAGUUUACCAAAAAAGUCACUAGGCAUGAUCCUUGACGACCAGUUAAAAUGGAAUAAACAUAAUGAAAUGCAAUGUAAAACAAUUUCAAAUAAUAUCGCCCUGCUGAAAAGAGCAAAAUUGUUUGUCAAUAGAGAUAGUCUGAUAAAAAUCUACAAUGCCUUAGUGGGGCCUCAUUUCAAUUAUUGUUCAACAAUCUGGAAUGAUGGAUGUUGUUCGAUAAUUGAUAAAUCGUUUAUACUGCAGAAGAGAGCAGCGCGUGUGAUAACAGGGGACACAUACGAGGUUCGUUCCAUGCAAACGCUAGAUAGUCUUAAUUGGCUUCCAAUAGAAGAACUUCUAAAACAACGACAGUUAAUAAUGACAUUUAAAGUACUAACUGGUCGAUUACCUCGAUACCUUGGAAAAUUGUUUUCAGUAAGUCAAAAUGACAAUUACAAUCUAAGAAGCAAUCAAAUUAAAUUGAACCUACCCAAACCUAAGACAAAUUUUCUCAAACGCAGUUUCUCGUAUAGAGCUGCUAAGUCCUGGAACGAACUUCCAAGUGAAACUAUUGAAAAUUAUAACAAUCUUUCAAUUUUGUCGUUUAAACGGCAAUUACUUAAUUCAUCCGUAUCAAUUCAUUGUAAAUAGUUAUAUUCUUUUUGUCCUUUUUAUAUUAUUGUUGUAAACACACGGCCCUUUGAAAACCAGCGCUGUAAAUAUUAUCUGCUGAACAGGCUACCGUGUUUAAAUAAUUUUAUUAAAGAUUAAAGAUUAAAGAUGGCGUAUUGCUCGUGUUUGAUAUUGUCGUGAUUACACUUGCUGGCUCACGCCUGCGCAUAAAAAGUCACGGACAUAAUUUUGGCUCAGUGAGACUUCUGGUCUUACUUUCUAUUCUGUGGUUAAAAAGUGAAGCAUCGCGUGAGCAGUGGCGUCAGCCCUCCACGCUGUUUCCACGCCAUAUAGUACGUCAGUUUCAGUCCCUUUAUACGCCAUCACCGCGCGGUCUGAUUGCCACGCCAUAUAGUACGUCAGUUUCAGUCCCUUUAUACGCCAUCACCGCGCGGUCUGAUUGCCACGCCAUAUAGUACGUCAGUUUCAGUCCCUUUAUACACCAUCACCGCGCGGUCUGAUUGCCACGCCAUAUAGUACGUCAGUUUCAGUCCCCUUAUACACCAUCACCGCGCGGUCUGAUUGCCACGCCAUAUAGUACGUCAGUUUCAGUCCCCUUAUACGCCAUCACCGCGCGGUCUAUCACGAAUCAGCACGCGUCAAGUGGCGUUGGCAUUGGCUUCACGUUUCUCCCGCAUGUUAUCAUUCCAUAUCAUAUUUAUCAUAUUUUAUCAUAUUUAUCAUAUUUUAUCAUAUCAUAUUUAACAUAUUUAUCAUGUUAUCAUAUUUCAUAUCAUAAAGGACAUCGAGUUCACUGACUUUGCAUGAUCACGAAUUAUGUUUCCACUUUUCAUGCGUGCCCUUUCAGAUCUGCCAUAUUGAAUUUGAUUGGGGAGUGAGAAUUACAAAUUAUAUCCCAAUUCUAUUAUUUCUAUGCAUCCAACGGUUUAACUUAAACGUGACUGAAAUUGUGAUCCGCCCAAUCUUGAGCAUCAGUCUUCUGUGAAUAGAAAUUCAAAUAAAAACAAAGAAAAUGGAAUAUUGGUUCAAAAAUCAGUACCAGCUGAAAGUUUAAAAAAAAUAAAAUACUGUAACUGACAUGUCCAGACGGAAAGCGGAUUGUUGUGUAAAAUGCAACUGCUGCAUCGCGAUUCACCCAUAAUACUGUGUCGUCAUCGGUAUACCCGAAACAUGUCAUUGGAUUCCUUGACCAAUAGAUGUGCUGUUGGGUUUUUGUACGCGUGACGUCCUUGUCAAAAGCGUUGCUUUUAACAUCUAUUAAAAAUCUCAUUAAUAAUUCACGAGGAAAAUGCAAAAGAAAUGAAAUAAGAAUGUUUAAUCAAUGUUUGUAAAUUGCAUAAAGAUUUGUCCUGAUUUACAUAAACUUUAGCUUUGAUUUUCUCGGCUUGAGGCGGUUUUCCAGUUCUCGCAUGCGAGUGCUUGCAUCUAAUUAAAAUUAACUGUUUCGCAUUGUGAUUGGAUGAAAGUGCUCAUGCAUGCACUCGCAGCGAGCUGCGAGGAGCUUCGUGCGAGGACUGGAAAACCGCCUUUAGACAAUGUUUAUUUUUAAAAUUACUUCGCCAAUGAACUCAUAAGAUGGGUCGUUUUUAUAUAAGCACGUUAAAAACAUUCGCAUCCGAUCUUUAUCUGAUAUACAAACUCUCGCCUUCGGUUCGAGUUUUUAUAUCAGAUAAAGAUCGGCUGUUUUAUCUAGUACUUUUAUCUCUAUUCUAACUCUCUAUUCUUUUCCCUGUAGUGCAAAAAAUUGAACUUAUUAUUUGUUGGUAAGAAUGUUUUAUAUGUACAGUAUUUUGAAACAUGAAAUUCUUGUUUCUUUUUAUCAUUCAUCAUUUAAUUGUAAAUAAUGCAGAAUAUGGUUUAUUCUCUCAAGGGACACCUCAAAGUGAUGCAAUCAAUUGUAUCACCACUCACAGUGAACUGGUCAUCACAGCUGCAGGAAACGAAAUCAAAGCAUGGAAAAGAGGAAAAGAG
Molecule: messenger RNA, 3976 nt
Organism: Paramuricea clavata
Lineage: Eukaryota; Metazoa; Cnidaria; Anthozoa; Malacalcyonacea; Plexauridae
Source: the annotation of a GenBank genome assembly